Molecule: messenger RNA, 759 nt
Organism: Eruca vesicaria subsp. sativa (arugula)
Lineage: Eukaryota; Viridiplantae; Streptophyta; Magnoliopsida; Brassicales; Brassicaceae
Source: the annotation of a GenBank genome assembly
AUGAACAAUGAGAUAGAAGAGGAGGGAGAAGAAGAUGGAAGGAGAGGGCUGGAGACUGUGCGAGAGAUUCAGUAUGAAGGGAGCAACAGUGGAACAGUGUCAAUGAACGGAGAGGACAACGUGUAUGUUGGAGUUGGUAAAGGAGACUCAAGCAUGGAGGCAUUGCGUUGGGCUCUUGACAAUCUCAUCACUUCUUCUUCUAGUCUUCUUUACCUCAUCCAUGUCUUCCCUGAGACUCGCUCCAUACCUUAUCCACUGGGAAGGCUGACAAGGGAGCAAGCGAGUCAAGAACAACUUGAAACCUUCAUGUCUCAGGAAAGGGAGAAGAGAAGAACUCUGUUGAACAAGUUCCUUCACGCCUGCUCUGCUUCUAAGGUGAAAGUGGAGACAAUACUGGUUGAGAGUGACUCGGUGGCAAAGGCUUUAAUAGACCUAAUCACUAUUCUUCACAUUAAGAAGCUUGUUCUUGGGAUCGACAAGUCUAAUGCAAGGAAAGCAAAUUCGACAAGAGGAAACAGUGUUCCUGAACAGAUAAUGAGGAGCUCUGCAGCAGAACUGUGUGAGGUUAAGGUCAUAUGCCAAGGAAAAGAGAUACAGAUGGAGGUGGUGCCGGUGAUGGAGAGAGUCCCCUCCAAGUCCCCAAAAGUGCAGCAGAGAACUCCCUCCAAGUCUCCAAGAGAGCAACGGCCGAAGAAAGAUCCAUCCAAUGACCCUUUUGCUUGCAUUUGCUUUUUCAGUAAGCCCAAAACUAAUAGUUAA